This is a messenger RNA of Pogona vitticeps (central bearded dragon), 3395 nucleotides long. It is a transcript of the gene LSM14A, whose product is annotated as LSM14A mRNA processing body assembly factor. Gene Ontology annotation, cellular component: P-body. Gene Ontology annotation, biological process: P-body assembly; cytoplasmic stress granule assembly. NCBI's taxonomy places the organism in Eukaryota, Metazoa, Chordata, Lepidosauria, Squamata, Agamidae. Gene Ontology annotation, molecular function: mRNA binding. The record is from RefSeq and is a predicted model, not a curated record.
GAGGAAGGAAGGAAAGAAGGAAGCGGAGUCCGCGGCCGGAGCCCUGAGGAGAGGCCUCGCUUCCCGUCGCGCCGGGGUCUGGGGCCUGGCCUGGCCUGGCGGGCGCCAUGAGCGGGGGGACGCCGUACAUCGGCAGCAAGAUCAGCCUCAUCUCCAAGGCCGAGAUCCGCUAUGAGGGAAUCCUGUACACCAUCGACACCGAGAACUCCACCGUGGCGCUGGCCAAGGUUCGUUCUUUUGGUACAGAAGAUAGACCAACUGAUCGACCCAUACCACCUCGUGAUGAAGUCUUUGAAUACAUUAUAUUUCGUGGCAGCGAUAUCAAAGAUUUAACUGUUUGUGAACCACCUAAGCCACAGUGCUCUCUGCCUCAGGAUCCAGCUAUAGUUCAGUCCUCUCUAGGGUCAUCAGCUCCUUCUUCAUUCCAGUCAGUGGGCUCCUACGGUCCUUUUGGCAGAAUGCCAGCCUACAGUCAGUUUAGUCCAAGUCCCUUAGUGGGUCAGCAGUUUGGCGCUGUUGGCGUUGGAAGUUCACUGACAUCUUUUGGCACUGAGACUUCAGCCAGUUCGAAUUUGCCCCCAAGCAGUGUUGUUGGUUCUACUUUUACAACAGAUGCAAGACCACUUAAAACACAGGUCUCACAAGGUCGCUCAAGUCCUGCAGGAGACCAUUUGAGAAAGAGCCCAAUGUUGGAACAAGCCGUGCAGACGGCCUCCACCCACUUGCCUACUUCAGCACCAGUUGGAAGGAGGAGUCCCAUUUCAGCCAGAUCCAUGGCAUCUGCGAGCCAAAAAUCCUCAGAAAGUCAGGAGCACAGGAGAGCUGAAGCACACAAGAUUUCAAGAUGCGAAGCAGAGCAUCUCAGAAAUGAAAACAAACGGCAGCUGGUUGCAGGUACAUCUUCAACACGAAGGGGGCGUGGGGGUCAUCGAGGAGGCAGAGGAAGAUUUGGUAUUAGACGUGAUGUUCCAAUGAAGUUUGAGAAGGACUUUGACUUCGAAAGUGCAAAUGCACAGUUUAAUAAAGAGGAAAUAGAUCGUGAAUUUCAUAAUAAGCUAAAACUGAAAGAAGACAAGCCAGAGAAGCCAGUAAAUGGAGAAGACAAGGGGGACUCGGGUGUUGAUACCCAAAACAGUGAAGGAAAUGCAGAUGAAGAAGACCCACUUGGACCCAACUGUUACUAUGACAAAACCAAGUCCUUCUUCGAUAACAUUUCCUGUGACGACAAUAGAGAACGAAGACCAACCUGGGCAGAAGAAAGACGGCUAAAUGCAGAGACAUUUGGGAUUCCAUUGCGUCCAAACCGUGGCCGGGGUGGCUUCAGAGGUAGAGGAGGCGGCGGAGGAGUUGGUGUCUUCCGAGGAGGUAGAGGACGUGGAGGCACGAGAGGCAGUUACGGCACCCCUCGAGGAUUUCGUGGUGGAUUCAGAGGCGGACGCGGUGGCCGGGAAUUUGCAGAUUUUGAAUACAGGAAAGACAACAAAGUUGCUGCCUAGCUUGCAAAGAGGUUCAGAGCAGGUGGGCUGGUAGAGCCUGAAGGUCCAGAGAAGGGGUUGGUCUUUGCAAAGAAUUAACUUAAUUCGCUGUAAAACUUGUCACCAGCACUGGGGUGGGGUGGGGUUUGUUUCUGAUUUCAAAGGGGCAAGGAGCAGGAACCCUUCAGGAAAAAAAAAUGGCCAUCUUCAGAAACCAUGAGCAUUAAAUAUAUUUGAGAUAAAAGACUUAAGUAAUUUCUUACAUAUAGUUAGACUAUAAAGCAGUACUUGAGUGGAGUUUUAAGUAUUUUUUUCAUCACAAAAGAUUUUUCGUAACCAAAAUUGUACUUAAUAAUUGCUGCAGGCUGCAACGACAGAGGGCCGCCAGUACUGUGAGUGUGUUGAUCCAGUGACAGUUGUUUUUGGAAAUCCAGUAAUCUCCCUUUGAGAUAGUUGUACUUUUUGUCAAAUAGGGUGCUGGGCAGUAGAAACCUGAUUUGUCAGUUAAAAAAAAAUGUAAACACAGUAAAUCCUGUUUCUUGGGCAAAGGAAGACUUUUUAUAGUUGUAUACUUCUGUGAUUAUCCCAUUGCCAAAGAAACACUAGGGACUUUGUAUAGCUGUAUAAAAAGCAACUAAUUUUUUAAGAAUAAACAUUUUUAAGUCUACAAACCUGUGUUGAAAUGCCAAACACACACACACACAAAUACACACAAGUUAAGUUGUUUGGGGUUUUCUUUGUAGCUUUCCAGCUUUAAACUUGUUUGCUUUUCUAUUUUGACUAUAAAUACAUAUUUGAAAUGUUCUUCCAUUAUGCAAAACUGGAUAAAAUAACUCUCUUACAAGAAAUUCAUUUUGUAAUUCUUGGCAUAUUGCAGGAUUUGAGAAGAUUAGGUGGAAUUUGCAAAUAAAGGCAAACUCAACGCUUCAUGGCACAAUCCCAAGUACUUAUUAGUGAUAACUGUUAAAGUAAAAAAUGACCCAGGCACUUCUGAUGUUCACUUUGACAUGCCUGGAAUUAGAGUGAGAUGUCUCCGUGUGUCAAUUCUGAAAAUGUUGACAUUGUUUUAAUAUUGUUGACAUACUCAAUUAAAAGUGAUUUCUUAGUGUUUUGCAGUUGCUUGAGUUUUGAUGGACUGUAGCUUGGAAGCAUUCACUGCUCGUUAUUAGACCAGCAUCCCAACAGUGAUUUGGUAUGGAGUACAUUUUUGCCAGUUUUCAAUUACUAGUUAUGAGUUAUUUUUGAUAGUAAGUUAUAAUUAGAAAUAGUAAUCUGGCAACAUGUAUUUUUAUCUGUAUAUCAAAGCCACAGGAAUAAAGGGAUCCAAAGAUUAAAAUUUUAUCUAAUAUCCUUUUUUUGUUUCUCCUUCAUGUUCAGUAGUGAUUAAAUGUGGAUUACUGCACUGUUAAAAAUGGGACUAUUUAAGUGAUAGAAUCGUAAUUUUGUAUCUUUUUGUAUAGCACUAUAAGGAAGUAUUUUGUAAUUGGUUUCCAUAUGAGGUCAAGUAUUUGGCAGCAGUAGAAAUUAGAUACUAUUGUUUAGAAAAUUUUGCAUGUUAACAACAAAGCCUUUUGGGAUCCACAAAUCAUGAUACUGAACAGUUCUGAGUUUUUGUUUUGUUUGUUUUUUAAGAAAAGGCAAGUGCUGUACUUUUGCAAUAACUAUGUAUACUGUAUAAGGUCUAUUUAAAACAUAAAUUGUAAAUACCAAUGAGACGUGCUGUGAAGGUAUGAAUUGGUUUCCUCUCACUGACCAAUCCUUUGGAUUUACUUCUUUGCCGGGGGAGGGGGGUUAUAUCCCAGUAAUCAGCAGCAUGGCAUACCUUCAGUGUCCCUUGCUGCAGAAAAGUGGAGCUUUUAUUUUUAAGCCGCACAAAACAGUUCAAUAAAAAAUAGUCUUUGUAACAUUUUUUCAAGCCAA